Messenger RNA from Anthostomella pinea, 1164 nucleotides. The record is from the annotation of a GenBank genome assembly. NCBI's taxonomy places the organism in Eukaryota, Fungi, Ascomycota, Sordariomycetes, Xylariales, Xylariaceae.
AUGAAGCGUAAUGGUGAAAGGGUCAAGAAUGGCACGUACACUCAAUUUCGAAUAGCUGCCGAAAAUCGGAUUUCGCGCCAUCAAAGCCUGAUAGAGGACGAAGAAGACUCGAACAGGAUCGAAGCACUUGGCCGUCGGGAAACAAAACAGCUGUACCGAUAUCAAAACCCCAUGAAGAAGAGCUCCGAAUGGCAUCGUACAGAAGAUGCACGAAGGCGGCGGGAGGUAGAAGAACACGAUAAGAAUAUUCCCAGUGGCGAGGUGCCCAAACUACGUUUCUUGGGCACCGCAGAGGAUAACGCGAAAAAUCCAUUCCCGGGCCUCGGAGACAUGCCCAUCCCAUCACGCGGAUGGAAGAAGGCUCCGCCGAGGACAGAACCUUGGCCUCCCACUGCUCCACCAACAGCAGAUCUAUCAAACAUCUAUCCCAGCACGGACAGGCCGGAGAAUUAUGACUACAAAUCCGAACCCAGACUGAUUGUCCAGGCACGGGGACGCCCCCCAACUGGUCGCAUCAUGACCAAGACGAGUACUCAUGGUGGGAGUGUACACCACAGAACCAGCCGUGGAAGCCGCGCGGCUCGUGCUCCCGACGUAGAGUGGCUUGGGACCAACCCCAGGGUUAUUGGCGCCAGCCCAGCUCCGGCGCCAGCAGGUUUUCCGUCCGCCAGUUCAGCUCGAGAUAUAGAGUGGCUCGGGACCUAUGCCAGGCCCAAUAUCACAAGAACCUCUUCUGGUACCAGCCCAGCUCCGGCGCCAGGAGGUAGCGGCAGCGGCGGAAACAGUCCAGGAGAUUAUGGUCUUGGUUUAGUAGCGGCAUUCAAUAGGGGUAAUCUGGAUGUUGUUGGUGGAGGAGGUGGAGGAGGGGCCAAUAUCACGAGAACCACUUUUGGUGCCGGCGGCGGAGGAGGCGGAGGAGCGUCAUAUGGCGCUAUGAGUCCCUAUACAGCGAAUGACUAUACCAGUGGGCUUGCCGGUGGGUACGGAGGAGUCGCAGGGGGGUCAUAUGGCGCGAUGACUCCCUACACUGGGGGAGGAGGCGGGGGAGGUGGUUACUCGGGCGGAGGGGGUGGUUACUCGGGCGGAGGAGAUGAUUACUCGGGCGGAGGAGGCGAUGAUUCGGGAACUCCCAACAUCACGCGAACAACCUUCGGGGGGAUGUAG